CUCUAUGGUCAAAUAUAAAAAAAUAAAAUUUUGUAAAUACUUGACCUAGAAGUAGUUAGUAGUUAUAUCUAUUAUUUUAUUGUUUGUGUAGUGUAGGGUGAAUAUAUUGAAAGACGCAAGAUAAAAUGUCAUCACCACGCCCAAAAUCACCUCGGACUCCAGUUUUACCCAAAAAGGAGGAUAAAGAAGAAUCAUUUUGGGAUAAAAUUGGCACUAUCGGUCGUAAAAAACGCAUAAAGGAAGUUCAAGAAGUACAAGCAGAGGGAAAAUAUGCAAUAGAUUCACCCGGAAGCCCUACAGCACCAGAAAUCCCGCCCGAGGAAUAUAGUUUGCACGAUAAUGAAGAAAGAGCAAUUAUUGAGCCUAGGUGCUUAGACGACCCUAGAGUAAAAGAGCUGGUCCAGGUUUUGAUUGAUUGGAUCAACGAUGAGCUGGCAGCUCAAAGAAUUAUUGUUAAAGACAUUAGUGAAGAUCUUUAUGAUGGACAAGUUCUUCAGAAGUUGCUGGAAAAGUUAACUGAGACAAAGUUAGAUGUUCCAGAAGUGACUCAGUCGGAAGAGGGUCAGCGACAGAAACUUGCCGUUGUCUUAAGAGCAGUAAAUAGGGUGCUGUAUGGAACAUCAAAACCAGUUCAGAAAUGGAGUGUGGAUUCAGUACAUUCCAAGAAUGUUGUUUCGAUAUUGCAUCUGCUUGUUGCUUUGGCCCGUCAUUUCCGUGCACCGAUCCGUCUUCCAGAAAAUGUUAGCGUGAAUGUUGUGGUGGUCAAGAAAGAUGCCUCUAAUCAACUAUCUCACAGGACAUACAUUGAAGAUAUAACUACUACCUAUGAUGAUCUGGGUAUGAAAUGUGAACGAGAUGCUUUUGACGCAUUGUUUGACCACGCCCCAGAUAAACUGCAAGUUGUCAAGAAGUCACUCAUCACAUUUGUGAAUAAGCACCUCAGCAAAGUGAAUCUGGAAGUGAUGGAUCUCGACACGCAAUUUCAUGAUGGUGUGUACCUUUGCCUCUUGAUGGGACUGCUUGAAGGAUUUUUCGUACCUUUGUACGACUUCCACCUAACACCUCAAGACUUUGAUCAGAAAGUGCAUAAUGUUUCAUUCGCUUUUGAACUGAUGCAGGAUGUUGGCCUUGCUAAACCAAAAGCAAGACCGGAAGAUAUUGUGAAUCUCGACCUAAAAUCAACUUUGAGAGUGCUUUAUAAUCUCUUCACAAAAUAUAAGAACAUGGCCUGAAGUUGUCAAAAAUUUAUUUUAUAUAUUUGCAGCGAAAUAUUUGUAUGUAGAGCUGGGUUUAUUGUCGAAGAACUCAAAGAGACUAAUAUUUAUCUAAUAUGAUUAAUUUGGACUAUGAUGACUAUGGAUGCGUAAAAAAUACUGAAAUACUAUAUUUACUGACACUUUUAACUUAGUAUUAAAAACAUUGUGACAAAAAGUUUAAGUACAUGUUUAGUACUUAUAAAAAGUUUAUAUAAAAAAUUUGAAAAUAUUGUAAUUGUGGUACAUACAUAUAUGACUGAGCAAAUCUUUGUCAGACCUGUAGGAGUAUCAAUAUAGAUGAGGUUUUAAAAUGCGUGUUAAUCACAUUAUUAUAACUGCAUAGACUAACUGAUAUGAUGCAGAUGAUAUGUGUUUGGAAGAUUUAGUAUUUAACUGACAAUUUUAUUAUAAAAGUUAAACUAAAUUACAAAUAUCAAUAUAAAUGGAUAAUUACCAAUGGGUACAAAAAAAUAAUGAAUUGAGUAAAAUAAAACAAACAAAUAUAUUUAUAUUAAAUGUUCAGUUAAUAUCAUAUGGUCUUACAUGUAAACGUUACUUUGUGUUUGUCUAGAUAACACUGAUUUCUCUUGUUUUGUCAUUUUUUAUUUGACAUUCGAAAGAUGACAUAGUUUUGUUCAACUAAGAACGAUAAUUUAUAGCAUGAAUAAAAAUGUAGCAGUCAUUGUUAUCAAUGGACAUGUUUGUUAUAGCUGUGACGUUUUUCUUUACUUUGUUAAAUCAGAAGAGUUAUUAUGGAAUGCAUUUUUAAUUUACAUUAAGUUUAUUGUUAAAUAAAAAAUAUUCGAUGUCAGUGUAUUAUUGUGUUCAUCAAUUUGGAAUUUCAUCAAUAAUGACACUGCUUGUAAAAAUUACGAGUUAGUCGCAGAGUCGUUCAAGUGUGUUCAAACCCUAAUAUUCGCUGCAAAUUCUUUUGUGUUCAUGUGUAGACGUAACAUGCUAAUAAUCUUGCUUUAUGUAGUAAGAACAUUAAAAACUAACAAAUUAUAUUAAUUUAUUAACAAUGUGCCUUGUCUUAUGUAUUAAAAAUAAAUUAACUACGUUUUUUUA
Molecule: messenger RNA, 2324 nt
Organism: Nymphalis io (European peacock)
Lineage: Eukaryota; Metazoa; Arthropoda; Insecta; Lepidoptera; Nymphalidae
Gene: parvin
Product: beta-parvin
Exons: 8
Coding region: 126-1232 (368 amino acids)
Biological process (GO): cell projection assembly; actin cytoskeleton organization; substrate adhesion-dependent cell spreading
Cellular component (GO): actin cytoskeleton; focal adhesion; cytoplasm
Molecular function (GO): actin binding
Source: RefSeq, a predicted model, not a curated record